AUGUACAAAAUGGUUUUUAUUUCUAGUUAAAUGGAUGUUGGUGGGUGUGGGGACCUAUAAUGAAUGUCUCAUUUUGAAAACGAAUCAUCAUGUGAUGAUAAAGUCUAUAUAAUAAGCUUAGCUUGAUGCACUAGGAACCUCACAACACAACACUAAGACGUACAAGAGAUCGAUCAUGAACUACAUAGUGUUGUUUCUUACUCUUAUCAUUUGCACGAGCUCGGUUUCAUGUGCUUCCUCAAUCAAUGAUGAUCAGAUGAUUGCCAUGGUUGUCCAAAAUGAUCAAACACCGGCCACCGUACAAUUCGGUCGUUCGAUAUUGAAAGGGUAUAAUGCGAGGAGAUGUGGAGGUCUUUGGGAAAAAUGUGCUUGGUAUUCAACAUGGUGUUGUGAAGGGCUUGGUUGUAACAUCAGCAAUGAGUGCGAGCCUGUUCCAGGCUGCUUGCCGGAAGGCAGCACGGGUUGCAACGCACUUAUAAAGCCAUGUUGCUACCCAUAUUAUUGCAGCGAUUUUGUUGCAGUUGGAAUUUCAAAAUGUGUUCCAUUUUAGGUCACUCAGUUAGGGUUUGGCCUGUGUAAACACGUUUGUGUGCAAAUAAGAUGUGUACUGUCUACAAUAAAAUAACAACCUUAUGUUAUAAGGUCGUUGAUUUGUUUUUCCAAGUCGUAAAGUCCUUCUGGUGUGUAAUCCAGCGACGUUAUAAGAGCGUUGAUUUGUUUUUAUGAAUCGUAAAGUCCUCCUGGUGUGUAAUUUGCUAUUGUGUACGUGUGUUUAAUAAAAAGGUCAUUAAUGUAU
This is a messenger RNA of Helianthus annuus (common sunflower), 796 nucleotides long. RefSeq lists its product as uncharacterized. Lineage: Eukaryota; Viridiplantae; Streptophyta; Magnoliopsida; Asterales; Asteraceae. Bases 176 to 550 code for a protein of 124 amino acids. The record is from RefSeq and is a predicted model, not a curated record. The transcript is spliced from 2 exons.